AUGGCUUGGCCUGCCGUAUCAAGUCCUUUGGGUCACCAUUUGGUACUUAAUGAGCUGAGCUUGGAGUCAAACGAUAUCGACAACAGUGACGGAGCCCUUUUACGCUUAGUGAGGGCCGGUGUGCGAUCUACCCUGCAGUCUCUGAAACUUGUCUUGUUAGUCUCUAGCAGCCUCCUUCACGGCGCUGGAGCGAGAGGAAAUCUGGCAUGUGCUCACCCAUCACGUCACCAUCAGCUAACCGUAUCCGCUGCACAUUUCAUAGCCGAUUUCAUGUCCGAUUCUCAACGCUGCAAAGGCCUGACCUUGCCUGACCUGAACGGCAACAAUAUUGUGACUGCAAUCGUCGGAUGGUUUGCGUUCGAUGGAGGGCAGGUUCCAUCAAAAACAUCCCAACACAUGCUGCAAGCCUACGAUUAUUCUUCCAGGCCGUAUUUCGGGGAGACGCGGCACCCAAACAGGCAGCUGAACAAAGUCGGCGUAGUCGGAGUUUGGCGACAAAGAGAUUCGCAAGAGGAGAUGAAAAGGGUCAUUUGCAUUAGGCGACGUUAUGCUUCCAGCCCUACGGAAGACAUCUACUCCUCCAGCUCAGGGCGCAGGAACGCAGAUCGCAGGGAUCUUCCAUCUUCCGCUUCGGAGCGUGAGGCGCCUCGUGAGGUGGCAUGUCACGUAACUUCCAUCGGCGUCACAUUGGACGAAAGGGUGAGCGACUUCGAGAAGGCUUCAGAGCUUGAUGCGGGUAUCAGUCAGUCAAGCGCGAAAGAUGUGCUAUCCAAGUCCCUCGCAGACAACGCUGACCCCAACGUCGGGUGCAAAUUUGCGGCAUUCGACGUCGUGAGUGCAGUAAGUAGCAUAGAUACUUGGGUGCUGGGCGAGAAGGCGGAACCAAGGAACCAAUCACACGGGCAAGAGAAGGCAGCCUCAUCUCGGAGAGAUUCCUCGAUGCAUUACCAGAGCACCGUCUUCACAUUGUACGCCAGCUGA
This is a messenger RNA of Mycosarcoma maydis (corn smut), 981 nucleotides long. RefSeq lists its product as uncharacterized. Lineage: Eukaryota; Fungi; Basidiomycota; Ustilaginomycetes; Ustilaginales. The record is from RefSeq and is a predicted model, not a curated record. The coding region runs from base 1 to 981 and encodes 326 amino acids. The transcript is spliced from 2 exons.